AUGGGUGGUUCGGGCUGCACAGCCACGAAAGCUCAAUAUUUAGGGGAUGAACUCGAUGAUAUUGAACUUGCUACAGAGCUUUCUCUUACAGAGCUCGACGAAAACGGAAAGAAUCAUGCUCAUGGUGAUGACGACGAUGACGAACUUGCUAAAGCAAUAGAAGAGAGUCUUAAAUCUUCUAAAAAACAAAGGAUGUCUUCAAGAAUCGCAAACACCAACCCACGUCGGCCACGUAAUUUAAUCUGUGAUGCAUGUGACCAACUAAUCCAAGGUCCGCAUCUAAAACGUGAAUUCUGGAACCAGGUUUAUUGUUGCGAUCACACAACAGAUGGCACUCAUACGUGCUGCUCCUGCAAGCGAUUCGAGCCAAGAAAUGAAAAAUUCGUUAGCCUUGGUGAUGAUCAAAGAGAUGGUAGAAGAAUCUGCAAUGACUGUUUUUGUACAGCAAUCUUAGAGACACAGAGAAUUGAACCUCUUGUACGCUAUGUGCUGAAAUUUUUCGAUCAUUUAAAUAUGAAAAUAAAGGGUCCUGUUCCCGUCUUCACGGUUGAUAGAGAGGAGAUGAGGAGACAGACAGCAGGAGCAACGACUGUGGGACCUGUUCAUCCAGAUUGCACGGUACUUGGACUCACUAUGUGUUCAGCAAGAGACAUCACGAGUGUUGACAAGUCUCGGAUACAAGGAAGAAAAAUUGUUACAGAAAUGAAGACAUACCGUUUUGGCCGUGAAUACAGAAUAAAAAUACUAGUUUUGUUUGGCUUGCCCCUGAUUAUGACCGGAGGAAUCUUAGCUCACGAAUUUAUGCAUGCAUGGCUGAGGCUUCAAGGUGUGUCACAAUUGGACCCAAAAGUUGAAGAAGGGAUCUGCCAGGUGAUGGGUUACCGAUGGUUGGAUUGGUUUGAAGCAUUUGAUCCUGAGGCAUCAUCAAGUGCCAGUGAAAAGGCUCAGUUUAUGAGGAAUUUGAAGACAACUUUCAAAUGUGAAGUAGAAAACAUGCUAGAUGGUGCUUAUGGUGAUGGAUUCAGAGAUGCUCAAUGGGCAGUUUCAAGAUUUGGACUUGACUAUGUAAUUAGUUAUAUUAUCCGUCAUAAAACUCUUCCAAAAAAGUAA
Dovyalis caffra is the source of this 1110-nucleotide messenger RNA. The record is from the annotation of a GenBank genome assembly. Lineage: Eukaryota; Viridiplantae; Streptophyta; Magnoliopsida; Malpighiales; Salicaceae.